Triticum aestivum (bread wheat) is the source of this 602-nucleotide messenger RNA. Its product is annotated as early nodulin-93-like. The record is from RefSeq and is a predicted model, not a curated record. NCBI's taxonomy places the organism in Eukaryota, Viridiplantae, Streptophyta, Magnoliopsida, Poales, Poaceae. The transcript is spliced from 3 exons. The annotation marks the transcript as partial.
AUUCACUCUGUACUGAUAGUACUAGCUUGCUUCGGAUCUCGAGCCACCAAGCUCUGCUCCCGCGAAUAUGUCUACGGUGACCCCUGCCUACCUCGACCAGAGGCUCCCGCCGCCAACCGCUACUUCAGAGAGGCUGCCAUCGCGGGAGCCAAAGCCGCAGCCGUCGCUGCCGCAGUACCCACCCUGGCGAGUGUGAAGAUGCUGCCGUGGGCCAAGGCACAGCUGAACCCAACCGGGCAGGCCCUCAUCAUUUCCACCGUCGCCGGGAUGGCCUACUUCAUUGUCGCCGACAAGACCAUCCUCUCCAUGGCCAGGAAGCACUCCUUCGAGGACGCACCGGAGCACCUCAGGAACACCUCCUUUGACUAAUUAGACCAUAACAGAUCCAUUAUUAGUGCGCAAUAAACCGUGUACGCCGGUCGCCGGUCGGCUUGUACCUGUCUGCUGAAGCCUGAAAGAUGCUCUGCUCUGAAUGAUACACUAGUAUAAUGUUCAGCGAGAGGGGCGAGGCGAUGCAGAUCAGGCCUUGCGCUUCUAUCCGUGCAAGCACUUAUCGGAUGAUGAAGUUACCAUGUAAUCCAGCCAGUAUUUUCUUGAAUUAA